Daucus carota subsp. sativus is the source of this 1260-nucleotide messenger RNA. RefSeq names its product peroxidase 5. The transcript is spliced from 4 exons. Gene Ontology annotation, biological process: response to oxidative stress; hydrogen peroxide catabolic process. The record is from RefSeq and is a predicted model, not a curated record. Gene Ontology annotation, molecular function: heme binding; peroxidase activity. Gene Ontology annotation, cellular component: plasmodesma; plant-type cell wall. The coding region runs from base 35 to 1021 and encodes 328 amino acids. NCBI's taxonomy places the organism in Eukaryota, Viridiplantae, Streptophyta, Magnoliopsida, Apiales, Apiaceae.
UAACUAGGCAGAGACAUAGUUCUGUAAGACCAAAAUGAGUUCAAGAGAGCUAUGUACUUUUUUGUUCACUUUGGUUUUGAUAUCAUGUAGGUUUAAUAGAGUGGAAGCUCAGCUUCAAGUAGGGUACUAUACACAGUCAUGUUGGAUGGCAGAGUUCAUUGUUAAGAAUGAGGUUCGAAAUGCUUUCAUUAGGGACAGGGGACUUGCUGCUGGUUUAGUCAGAUUACAUUUUCAUGACUGUUUUGUUAGGGGCUGUGAUGCAUCUGUCCUCAUAGACUCUACUCCUGCAAACUCAGCAGAGAAGGAUUCUCCAGCCAACAAUCCUAGUCUUCGAGGAUUUGAGGUUAUUGAUAGAGCAAAGGCUAUGCUUGAAAGUACAUGUAAAGGGGUGGUCUCAUGUGCAGAUAUACUUGCAUUUGCAGCUAGGGAUAGCAUUGAGAUAACGGGAGGACUUGGCUAUGAUGUACCAGCUGGGAGAAAGGAUGGCAGAAUUUCAAGAGCUUCAGAGGCAUCUGCUAACCUACCGCCCCCAACAAGUGACGUCGACCAACUCACUCAGUCCUUUGCAAACAAAGGACUAACACAACAAGAAAUGGUUACAUUAUCUGGUGCACACACCAUUGGUCGCUCUCAUUGCCCUUCGUUCAGUAACAGACUGUACAGUUACAACACGACAACAGUGCAGGACCCGAGCCUAGAUUUGUCAUAUGCAGGGCGGCUAAAGCAGCAAUGUCCAGAGGGAAGUACAAAUGCUAAUUUGGUGGUACCAAUAAACCCUUCCAGCCCUGCAACAACUGAUGUAGAUUACUACACAGAUGUUCUUGCUAAUCGAGGGUUGCAUACCUCAGACCAAACCCUCUUGACAAAUGCAGCAACAGCUAAACAAGUUGCUCAAAAUGCAAUGAACCCCACGCUCUGGAGAAGCAAGUUUGCUGCUGCAAUGGUGAGGAUGGGCCAGAUUGGUGUACUCACUGGCUCUGCCACAGGGGAAAUUAGAACAAAUUGUAGGGUCAUUAAUUGAGAGAGUACCUGGUCUUCUGUUUAAUAUUUUCUCAUGUUUUAAGAGGGAUCCAUAUAAGCAAUUCCCACUGUACUUUUAUAAGUUCGACUGUCUUGCCUAGAGCUUCGAAGGGGCCUGGACAGAUGCGUGUGUAUCUUAAUUGGAGACUAAGUAUCCUAAAUGGAGACUAAGUAUUGUCACAUAUUACAUACUAUAUGCUUACUAAAAAUUGUGAGUUCAAAGUAAUUUUAUCAUCCAAA